UUUUAAAGCUACCGUGAGGAAUGCUGUCUAGCAGUCAUCAGCUGGUUUCUAACUGAGAAAGGGACAUGGCAGGGGUUACAACACGGUCCAUCGCUCGCUCCCUGCUGCCCGCUAGCAAGUACGUCAGGACCAAGGGAUUCGCCAGACAGCACUGGACCGUCCGCAAGAAGCCCGUUCUUACAGUUGGAAGAACUACAUUCCUGGUCUCUCUGCCGGCCUUGACUUACCUGGGAAACGAGGCCUACAAGAGAGUGCAGAGUAGCACUGUGGUUUAUGCCCUGGACAAAGCCCAGGAAGACUUGGAGCAGGCGGACUACCUGUACAGCUGUGGAGAGACAGAGAAACUCUACCAGCUCCUAGUGCAGUACAAGAACAGUGAUGAUGCGGAGUUCCUGUGGCGUCUGGCCCGGGCGUCCCGGGACAUGGCCCUGCUCCCCCAUAUCUCCGUACCUGAAAAAAAGCGCCUGACCUACGAGGCCUUUGAGUACGCCAAAUGGGCCCUGGAGAGGAACGAGGCCUGCUUCGCUGCGCACAAGUGGUAUGCUGUCUGCCUUAGUGAUGUAGGAGAAUAUGAAGGAGUCAAAGUAAAAAUUGGGAAUUCCUACAUUAUUAAAGAACAUUUAGAGAGAGCGAUUGAGCUGAACCCAAAAGAUGCAACAUCCAUCCACAUCUUGGGCUAUUGGUGUUACGCCUUUGCCGAGCUGGCGUGGUAUCAGCGCAAAGUUGCCGCCAUGAUCUUCGCCUCCCCUCCCACUGCGACCUAUGAAGAGGCCUUGGAGUUCUUCCUGAAGGCAGAGGAAGUGGAUCCAAACUUCUACAGCAAGAACCUCCUGAUGUUGGGGAAGACCUACAUGAUGCUGAAGGACCAGGACAAAGCUGUUCUCUGGCUGAGCAAAGCCCGGGACUACCACGCCCACACCGCAGAGGACAAAGAGGUUCACAAGGAAGCCCUGGAUCUUCUGAAGAAACUGCACGCAUGAGGAAAGCAAUUCAGGCUGAGAAUCAUGAACUCUACCAUGGGCAUUCAACCACUCUGAGGAACGACAGGCUCAAAACUCACCAUUUUUCAUCUAUAAAUG
Messenger RNA from Megalops cyprinoides (Indo-Pacific tarpon), 1079 nucleotides. RefSeq names its product regulator of microtubule dynamics 1 (gene rmdn1). Gene Ontology annotation, molecular function: microtubule binding. Gene Ontology annotation, cellular component: mitotic spindle pole; spindle microtubule; cytoplasm. The transcript has 10 exons. Bases 66 to 980 code for a protein of 304 amino acids. NCBI's taxonomy places the organism in Eukaryota, Metazoa, Chordata, Actinopteri, Elopiformes, Megalopidae. The record is from RefSeq and is a predicted model, not a curated record.